Messenger RNA from Tympanuchus pallidicinctus (lesser prairie-chicken), 1819 nucleotides. It is a transcript of the gene DDT, whose product is annotated as D-dopachrome tautomerase. The transcript has 3 exons. Gene Ontology annotation, molecular function: phenylpyruvate tautomerase activity. The coding region runs from base 64 to 420 and encodes 118 amino acids. NCBI's taxonomy places the organism in Eukaryota, Metazoa, Chordata, Aves, Galliformes, Phasianidae. The record is from RefSeq and is a predicted model, not a curated record.
GGCGCCGGGCAAAGCGGGAGGAGACACCGGGCAGCGGGGCACUGCUGCGGGCAGGAGGCGGCCAUGCCGUUCGUGGAGCUGGAGACCAGCCUGCCGGCCGAGCGGCUGCCGCCGGGGCUGCCCACGAAGCUGUGCGAAGCCGCAGCCACCAUCCUGGGCAAACCCGCCGAGCGGGUGCACGUGACGGUGCGCAGCGGGAUGCCCAUGGUGCUGUCGGGCUCGGCCGAGCCCUGCGCACAGCUGCUCGUCUCCGCCAUCGGCGUGUUGGGCUCGGCGCAGCAGAACCAGGGGCACAGCGCCCGCUUCUUCGACUUCCUGACGGCGGAGCUGGGCCUCGGCCCCGAGCGGAUCAUGAUUCGCUUUUUCCCGCUGGAGCCCUGGCAGAUUGGCAAGAACAGAACAGUCAUGACUUUCCUGUGACCCCUCGAGCGGCCGUUUGGAACAAAGCAGCGAUGAAGAAACCCAGAGAUGGCCUGCUCCAUCUACCUUGUUUCCUCUUAAAUCAGCUCUAAUAGUUCUGCACCUUCACCUAUGUGAUUCUCUUCUGCUUUUGGACACUGUGCAUAAUAAGAGUGGGGCAUUCAGCUGUACUGUUACCAGCAAAGUAGUUCAAAGUCCUUGUCUGAAGCCUUUCAUGUAGCACAAAGGGCUCUGCAGGUGCCUCAGCCAUUAGCAAUCUGGAGAUGGCCAUGCUUAACAGGCUGAGACAAAGCUUUUCUUGCAGAAGUCCAGAAUUUAUUUGGCUUUACUGAGAAUUGCAGAGGUCCUCCAGUUUAUCCAGAUUACCUCGUGUUUUGUCGUGCAGAAAGAUCCUCCCUUCUGUUUCUAUGUGGCAAGAGGUGGCUCCUAGGCUGGCUGAGGAGAACUGGAAGUAUUCCUUAAAUUAUUCUGUUUUCAGGCUCCCAAAAAGCCCUUCCUGGAAAGAGGUGAUUGUUGGAGACAAGCUUGUGCAUUAAUUUCAUUGUUUAUGUAAGGCUCGUGUCUGAUUUUGUGCUCUGUGCUCUACCAUUGCCAGUUGCAGGUGGCUGCUCCCACAAAGUUCUGUUUGCCCAUGGAAUCUUUGUGGCUGGCUAUUUGUGUGUCGGUGGCUGUGUGUAGAGGAUGGAGCUGCUAGUGAAGAGUUGCACUGUGCCACAGGAAAAUGUUGUGAAAAUUCUGCCUCUGCUGCCUUUAAUCCCUGCUGUUAACCCUGGCGUUCAAAAUAGGUUGCAUUUCUUCACUCUUACAGGGAGUUUUGGAAAGGGACAGACAUCUCACUGUGCCCCAUUGCUGAUUUUUCAUCUGCCUGCACUAUGCAGAGGGGCUGCUGUAGUUGCCCACAAGUGACUGAGCACACAGGCAGCAUUCUGCCUAUUGCUCUCAGAACCUUAAAACUUCUGUUGCUGUUGCACUUUCACUCUGAAGUGUUUUGGAUUUUAGGACCUAUGUGCUCCAUCACUUUAUAACUGGAAUGUACGUGGUAUUUCAGUAAAACAAAAGCACAGUAAUGUUAUUUCAGCCUUCCACAUGAGAACUCGUACUGCCAUUCCCUCCACUCUGGGACUUUGUCAGGUGCCAGGCACAGAAGCAAAGAGGACCUAAUUGCAUGCCCUUGAGAGGUAGAGACCAUUAAACACAAGGCUGAAGAGUCUCCAUUCCUUCAUAAUCUUGAUUCGAUUUUUGUUUGUUUAUGUCUUGAGCUCAAGCUAGUUGAAAAUACCCCUUCUAAUUAUCACUUGAAUUUGGUUAUUCCUUACGCAGCAUAAGGAUCUUCUGUGUUUGCAAAAUUCCCCCUCAGGGGGAGCCGUGCUGUCUGAUUAAUAAAAUGUAUCAAAACCUG